Molecule: messenger RNA, 1411 nt
Organism: Owenia fusiformis
Lineage: Eukaryota; Metazoa; Annelida; Polychaeta; Sabellida; Oweniidae
Source: the annotation of a GenBank genome assembly
CGAAGCGCAUGCGCGUGACGUCAUUGAUUCGUGUCACUUUAAAAUAACAAAAUCUGUCAAAUAUUUUCUCUAUUUCUUGCUUUAUUAUCAAGUUUGUGAUAUUAUACGAGGAUACAUUGUUUUGAACAGCAUCCAGAGAACGAGAAUCAGAAAAAGGAGUGCGUCUGUGAUAUAGGGUUAAUGUUACGUGACCUCCCCUUCCGUUUAAAUGCAAGCCAGACGAAGACGCACUAACUCAGGAUCGGAACAGGAAAACAAAGAGAAUUAUUUACUGCGAACAAACGGACAAGGUUAUACACAGAAGAGUUUCACUCCACCACCACCAGGAGCGCCACCUAUCCAGAGAGAUCGGGAGAUGAGUGGUAGGGACAGGACCAAUGAGUUCCUCUCCGCCUGCAAGUCCAUGCAAGGACGCAUGGGCAAUGGCAUGAAUGGAGCGGCUAAAAGUCAUAGAGAGCCUCUAAGGCAAAGAAGUCAGUUCACCCAGUUGGCAAAACGUAUAGGCCAAGACAUUGCCAAAACAUUUGCCAAAUUAGAAAAGCUAACAUAUUUGGCUAAGAAAAAGUCUUUAUUUGAUGAUCGACCAGUGGAAAUACAAGAACUGACAUAUAUAAUAAAACAGGACAUAGGCAGCCUUAAUAAACAGAUUGCUCAGUUAUCUGAGUUUGUCAGGUCUCAGAAGUACAAUAGUGGCAAACAUGUACAAACUCACUCCAAUACAGUUGUCUUCGCUCUGCAGUCAAAAUUGGCGUCAAUGUCCAAUGACUUUAAAAGUGUAUUAGAACUAAGGACAGAGAAUUUAAAACAUCAAAAAGCCAGGAGAGAUGAGUUUUCAGAGUCAUCUAAUGCCCCAGUGACAACUAUGCCUCCUACUGCUUUACAGGGAUACAAUGGUUCCGUACUGCUACAAGAUGAGGCUCAGAGCAAGGGAGAGAUCUCCAUAGAUAUGAUGGAAAAAGAUAAAUAUCAACAACAGCUACAGCUUAUAGAACAACAGGACACAUAUAUCCAAAGUAGAGCAGAGACCAUGCAGAACAUAGAGUCUACAAUAGUAGAACUUGGUAGUAUAUUCCAACAGUUAGCACACAUGGUACAUGAACAAGAGGACAUGGUUCAGAGGAUUGAUGCCAAUGUUGAAGACACGCAAAUGAAUGUUGAAGCUGCACACGGUGAACUGUUAAAAUACUUCCAAAAGGUCACAUCAAAUAGGUGGCUAAUGAUUAAAAUAUUCGGAGUCCUGAUUGUAUUCUUCAUCAUAUUCGUAGUAUUUAUGGCAUAGUUUUAGUAUUAUUGGAUUACAUCAAAAUUUUGACUGAGGAGGACUUUGUUUUAGUCUAAUGCAGUGUAAUAUGAGGAAUUGGGUAACAAAGAAUGCCAUUAUCUGUGAAGGAGGCUAUCUGCAUGGAGAAUG